AUGGCCGGCAUCUUUCGCACCAUCUAUGACUGGCUCUUAAGGAUGUUCUGGGCCACCGAGAUGGAUGUUACUAUGAUCGGUCUGCAAAAUGCAGGCAAAUCCUCCUUGCUUCGUGUAUUGGCGGGCGGGGAAUUCACUAUCGACUCCAUUCCGACGAUCGGCUUCAAUACCAAACGAGUCCAAAAGGGCCAUGUGACCUUGAAAUGUUGGGAUUUGGGUGGUCAGCCUCGAUUUCGCCCGAUGUGGGAGCGAUACUGCCGAGGAGUUAACGCGAUCGUAUAUAUUGUGGAUGCAGCGGACAAAGAUGCUUUGCCGGUAGCCACGGAGGAGCUGCAUGAUUUGAUGACAAAGCCCACGUUAGAUGGGAUCCCACUCCUCGUGCUGGGCAACAAGUCCGAUCUGCCCGUCAAGCUAUCGGUGGAUGAACUAAUCGAUGCGAUGGACCUCAAGUCCAUCACGCAUCGUGAGGUGAGCUGCUAUGGGAUCAGCGCCAAGGAAGAAACCAACCUCGACGCGGUACUGCACUGGCUGAUUGCACGAGCCAGCCGAUGA
Molecule: messenger RNA, 552 nt
Organism: Penicillium pulvis
Lineage: Eukaryota; Fungi; Ascomycota; Eurotiomycetes; Eurotiales; Aspergillaceae
Product: ADP-ribosylation factor-like protein
Exons: 6
Coding region: 1-552 (183 amino acids)
Biological process (GO): protein transport
Cellular component (GO): lysosomal membrane
Molecular function (GO): GTP binding; GTPase activity
Source: RefSeq, a predicted model, not a curated record